Molecule: messenger RNA, 714 nt
Organism: Echinostoma caproni
Lineage: Eukaryota; Metazoa; Platyhelminthes; Trematoda; Plagiorchiida; Echinostomatidae
Source: the annotation of a GenBank genome assembly
AUGCUCUUGUGCAGCGAGCUGCUGGCGAUACUGUAUUGUAAGCAACGCGCUGCUAUUGAGCGUGAUUACGGUCAAGCGCUUCAAAAGCUGGCCAGUGGUUUUCUGUCCAAGAAAGAACUAGCAUGUGCUUUGUCCACCGAUGAAGAAUAUACCAAUGGGUAUAGCAUUUGGCGGGUCUGGCGCACGCUCCUCGAGGAGUCUAACAAUUUGGCGCUUUCCCGCAUUCGAGCUGGGGAUGCACAACAGCGACUGCACAAUGAACUGAAACCGUUGAAACUCCAACGAAUAUCUGUCAGCAAGAGAGUAUUCGAACAGCUUCGAAUUCUUCAGGGAGAUUUGGCGGCUUGUGUUCAGGAGAUGGCAAAAUCACACAAGGUGUACGCUGAAGAAGAAAAGCAGGCACAGGAGACGCGGAUGAAGGCGAUGGCUACAGAGGAGAAAAUUCGACGGCGUUCAAGCAAUUUGUUCCACUCAAUGGCACAACUUCAUCGAAACUAUGAAAAGUUAUUAAUCCGACGUCAAGUGUACGACUCCCGUUCUGCCACAGCCCGUAAUGAAUAUUUGUUCCAAUUAGCGGCGAUUAAUGCUCAUUUGAAGCACUAUUUCAACAAGGAUUUGCCCACUUUAGCAAAAAUGAAGGAAUUUCGCUGUUUAGAACGUCCGCCAGAUUUCGCUAAUACCGUUAUAUCAAUUCCAGAAUCGUUAUCCGACUAG